GUGUGCAAUUCCUCGUGAAUUCCAUUCCUUCGAUUAAAACCCUCAAAUCCCCCAUUGAAUUCGCUAGAUCUCACCCCGAGAUCCACGCAAUUUGUGGAAAUUUUCGUUUUUUUGAGGUUGGGAUUGAGCUGGGGAUGCGCGCAAACCCGGUUGUGUGAGGAAUUGGGUUGGGAUUUGGUGAAGAGAUGCAGGCAGAGUUGGGGAGAAGGAGUGGAGGGAUCCAGACCUCGGUUUCGGAGUCCAAUGGCUUUGUUUCGAUCUCUUUGCCAUUGAAUUCGGCUUCUUCUUUUGGGUACAUUGAGCAUAGGGUUUCCCGGAUGGAUACGCUUGCUGGUGUCGCGAUUAAGUAUGGCGUCGAGGUUUCGGAUAUUAAGAGGAUGAAUGGAUUGGUGUCGGAUCUCCAGAUGUUUGCUCAUAAAUCGCUGCAGAUUCCACUGCCGGGAAGGCAUCCGCCAUCGCCGGUCUUGGCUAAUGGCUCGGCGAGCGAUGGGGAACAAACUCCUCAUCAACAUCCUAAGGAUGGCCUUGAUUCUUUUCAAUCAAUCAAAUUGAAGCCACCUCCCAAGCGAAAAGUCACAGCCGCUAUGACCAAUCUGCAGGGAUACUAUAACCUUACACCAUCAAGGAAAGAGCCUCUGGCAGAAGGCACAGAAAUGGCUGUCUAUAAAACAAACAGGACUCUAUUCUUGGACGAUGAGUCCUUAACUAAACAUUCACCUGCUUCUGAUCCACUUCUGAACCAUCAUCGCAGGACUCAAAGUUUUGCUAAUGGUUUCUCACCUGAUAAUGGCAAUGCGGUUAUUAUUGACUUAGGAGAAAACAAUGAGUCUGAAAGGGCAAACGGUGAUAAAUUUGUCAGGAGACGUCAAAAAUCCGAUGCCGAUCCAUUUUCCCGAGUUCCAGAAUCACUACUGGAAGAUUCAGGUGGUGGGUUCUCUGGAAGAACAGGGAAAGGACUGGCUUUGAGACCAAAGGCUGGAAGCCGAACUGACAAUGAUGUCAACCGUGUAACUUCUAAUCCUUCCGGAGAUUCUUCCAUGGCUAAUGGUUUUUUAUUUGUCCGAAAAUCAUCUAGCACCUCAAAUUUACAAGAAUCUGAGAAUGGCUCCUCCGUUUGGCCUCCCUGGAACUUGAAGCCGGAAAUGAUUUCUAGGCCAAUUUUUGAUGGAUUGCCGAAACCAGUGAAUGUCCGCAGAAAUAAGGCUGCUGUAGAUUAGUUGCACCAUUUCAGCGUCUUCGAUCCAUUGAUCUUCUUUUACAAUAUCUGAUUCAUGAGAUUGUAUCAGCCAAUAUAUCUCAUUGGCGUGUUCGAUUGGGAAAUUGAAUAGAAAAAUAAAUUGAUUGAAGCAUCAGAAAGGCUGUCCACCUAUUACAGUGGAAGGUAAGCUACUGAGUGACUCCAAGACUUAUCAGCAACCCUUAAAUCAAAUUUUACAUGGGUUUUAUAGCUUUGCAUAUUUUUUAAGUUGUUCCAUUGUAAAGACAGAAAAAUGCACUGCUACCUGUAGAAGCAAAAGAAGUUGUGUUUUUGUAUGACCGAAUAUGAAUGACCUUGCAUUUGUGUUACAGAUUUUGUAUUUGAGAUCAUAAAGAGUAAAAUUGUGUUGAUGAUGAUAGGUUUUCAGUGUUGAUUCA
Dioscorea cayenensis subsp. rotundata (Guinea yam) is the source of this 1635-nucleotide messenger RNA. RefSeq lists its product as uncharacterized. The record is from RefSeq and is a predicted model, not a curated record. The transcript is spliced from 3 exons. Lineage: Eukaryota; Viridiplantae; Streptophyta; Magnoliopsida; Dioscoreales; Dioscoreaceae. Bases 186 to 1217 code for a protein of 343 amino acids.